CUUCGUAAGUAUGCUGUCUCGAAUGCGCGCGCGCUCGCAGCGGUUCGGGCGUACCUUGCAGUGGGCGACAGCAGUCGCGGUCUUCUUCUUGCCGAAGCAUUGCACGGAUUGAGAGGCCAUUGUGGGCGACUGUGGUUAGUACGUGCGAGGUCGUGGGAGGUGCGGGCGGUUGACGUUCACGAGAAUCUCGAAGUUGUGCGAACGCAAAACCCAACUGGAAGCGAAUUCGAGUGUGGGGGCCCGUGCGCUGCGCUUGACCGCAAACUCCACUAGCUCAGGACUCCACGCUUCGAACUUCCGGCGAACAGCACUUGGCAUUGCAACAACUGUUCAGCCAACAUGCCGCACGACCUCUACGUCUUCGGUAGCAAUGGAGAAGGCCAACUCGGUGAAGGCAUUCCUGUCGCAGAUAUUGUCAGCAAACCGACAAGGCUCCCACGGAUAGUUGCCUCACGGGACCUCUUUGGGGAUGUGAAAGAGAUCACGUGUGGCGACAAUCACACGCUGUUUCUUUUUACCGAUAGUUCGCUUGCAGGUGUCGGACAGAACAAUGUCGGCCAGAUGCUCCCAGAUUGUGAAGGACCGAUCCGCCUUACCCGUCUUGAGCAAUUGCAUGAGAACGUUCACUUUUGUGCAGCUACCUGCGAAUCCUCGGCUGUCAUCAACACCAUGUCUAGUGUGCGUAGCGCCAUCCUUACCAAAGGACGCGGGCAAUGGGGAGAACUCGGUCGAGGAGAGGAGUGGAAUAUGAGUGAAUACAAUUUCUCCGAUCCGCAUUACCUCAAGGAACGUUUGCCUGGAGUUACGAUCGAUUUCGCUGCUGGGGUGUGGCACUACGUUGCUAUCCAGGACGACGGCUCCGUAUAUGGCUGGGGCAAAGCUCGUCUCGGUCAGCUGGGCGAGAAGCUAUCCGACAAAGUCACAACGCCGACCAAGAUCGAGGAUGUACCUUUCAGGCCGUUGAGAGUAGUUUGUGGCAAGGACUUCACCUACCUAGUCAGUGACCCUUCCACAGGUGAGCAUAAAGUCCUUGGCAAGGACAAGUUCAACAUCGUUUCGGCCAUGCCACCCGACGUGAAAGGCUACAAGGAUAUUGGAGCAACGUGGCACGCCAUCUUCGUCCUCUUCAACGACGGACGACUGGCUGCCUGGGGCAAAGAAAAUCAGUGGAAGCUCUUACCCCCAGGCUUGCCACCUAUCGAUAAAAUCGCCGUUGGCACCGACCACAUCCUAACAGUCACCAAGGAAGGCAAGCUCAUAUCAUGGGGUUGGGCCAAGCAUGGCAACUGUGGUGAUCUGUCCAAUGUGCAGCAAGAGAUUAAGAAUGACAUGGUCAAUGGUUUCUGGAACGAGAUUGACAUACCCGGCAAGAUCACCAAGGUUGCAGCCGGCUACUGCACAAGCUUCGUUAUCACGGAAGUAGAGGAAAACGAGCCCAGCCCCAAGAAGACGAAAGCGGAGAAAUGAAUAGUAGACAUCAUCCACC
Messenger RNA from Macroventuria anomochaeta, 1486 nucleotides. Its product is annotated as alpha-tubulin suppressor protein-like protein Aats1. The record is from RefSeq and is a predicted model, not a curated record. NCBI's taxonomy places the organism in Eukaryota, Fungi, Ascomycota, Dothideomycetes, Pleosporales, Didymellaceae. Bases 340 to 1467 code for a protein of 375 amino acids. The transcript has a single exon.